Coniosporium apollinis CBS 100218 is the source of this 891-nucleotide messenger RNA. RefSeq lists its product as uncharacterized. NCBI's taxonomy places the organism in Eukaryota, Fungi, Ascomycota, Dothideomycetes. The coding region runs from base 1 to 891 and encodes 296 amino acids. The record is from RefSeq and is a predicted model, not a curated record. The transcript has 2 exons. Gene Ontology annotation, molecular function: S-adenosylmethionine-dependent methyltransferase activity.
AUGGCAGACGUCGCCGGCACCCCCAGCGCCCCCAACCAACCCUCCGAAGCCCGCGAGCGCCUCCGCCAACACUUCCUCACUCACCCCUCCACCUCCACGCAUCCCCAACGCUGGGACGACCUCUGGGCCGCCGGCGAUUUCCUCCCCUGGGACCGGGGUCGCCCCAACCCCGCGCUCUCCGACACCCUACGCGACCGCCAGGACCUUCUCGGCUCAGCCGUGACAGCGGACUGGGACGCCGACGGGCUCGGCGGCCGGAAGCGGAGGAAGCGGGCGCUGGUGCCUGGGUGUGGGAAGGGAUAUGAUGUAUUGUUGUUGGCGGCGGCGGGGUAUGAUGCGUUCGGCGUUGAGGCGAGUGAGAAUGCGGUGAAAGCGGCGGAAGGGUAUACGGAGGCAGCGGGUGGGGAGGAGAUGUAUGCGGCAAUAGAGCCGGGGCUGGGGAAGGGGGAGGUGAGGUUUUUAUUUGGGGAUUUCUUUCAGGAUGGGUGGGCUGAGGGGGUCGGGGGGAGGGCGGAGGGGGCGUUUGAUUUGAUCUAUGAUUAUACGUUUCUGUCUGCACUACCACCCUCUCUCCGCCCUGCCUGGGCUGCCCGCAUGUCCCAGCUCCUCGCUCCCUCUGGCGUCCUCAUCUGCAUCGAGUUUCCAACGUACAAGCCGCCGUCGACUGGCGGACCCCCCUGGGCGCUUCCUCCGGUGGUGUAUGAAGCCCAUCUCAGUCACCCAGGCGAGGAAGUUGCGUACAAUGAUGAGGGCUAUGUGGAUCAGAAGCCGGGCUGGAAUGAGCCUAGCAAUCCUGCUGCGCUUGUAAGGAUAGCACAUUGGCAGCCGGAGAGAACACAUGAGGUUGGGAAGGGGACGGAUUGGGUUAGCGUCUGGCGGCAUAAGUCGUAG